CUUCGUGUUUUAAAGUACUGUGCUUAUCGAUUACUCGAUAGUGUUACUGGCGGUGAUAACUGAUGUGCAGUUGGAAGUAGUGGUUGGUAUGGUGAGAACACUUGCUGCGCCAACCAAACAGUAUGGCGAAGGAGGUAGCAGAAGAAUACGCGUCGAGCUUGGCGGACUUGACCGUCAACAGCAAACCCCUCAUCAACAUGUUGACGAUACUUGCAGAAGAGAACAUCGACCACGCUGGGGUUAUCGUUGAAACGGUGGAGAAGCAUUUGGAGAAGGUUCAUCCAGACAUCAAGCUGCCUGUUCUCUAUUUAGUUGAUUCCAUUAUCAAGAAUGUUGGUGGAGCAUACACACAGAAAUUUUCUCAGAGCAUUGUGAACAUGUUUACACGGACUUUUAAGCAGGUUGAUGAGAAGGUGCGAUCUCAAAUGUUUAAGCUGCGUGAAACAUGGCAUGAUGUUUUCCCAGCUACAAAGUUGUACCAGUUGGAUGUGAAAGUGAAUUUAAUUGAUCCUGCAUGGCCAAUCCAAGCGCAGCCGCAACAGUCAAACAUCCAUGUAAAUCCCAAUUUUCUGAAAAAGACCGCUCCUACCACCAGCGCGACUCCUGUCCUGACAGAGGAGGAGGAGAAAAUGCGAAACAUUCUGGCCAAGAAAGAGCAAGAGCUCCUCAUGUUGCAGAGAAAGAAGAUUGAAAUGGAACUCGAGCAAACCAAAAGGCAGCUGGAGUUUGCUGAGAAGAAUGCUAAAAAGAUUGUUCCUCCUGUGAUGGGUGUUAACGCACCUACUACAAUGCCUGUAGCGAUGGUGAACCCUGUAGUUGCCCCGGUCGUGUCUACAAUACCCGCUAUAUCGGUUGAAGUCGCGCCACCUGUCAAUCUACCCGUCAAGCAAAGACUCGGACCGCCGGUGAAUAAAGUGGGCGGUCGCAUCGCACCGGUCAGCGCCGCCCUAGCGUCCGCCAGACGCGACCCGCGACUCGCUCGCGGCGGGGCGCCACCCACCGCGCCGGUACUGUCGCAACCCAUCGCCUCCAAUGUGUUUGACAUCAAACCUCUCGAGCGCGUGAUCAAACGCAAGAACGUGAUCACCAUCGACGUUCGACCCGACGGUCCGCCGCCGCGUGAUCCGCGUCGCCGCGACCCAAGACUCAACAAACGCGACGAUCGACCACGACGUCAACCGCGACCGCGACCCGAAGAACAACCAGAACUGCCCAUACCACCACCGGACCGCCUCCCCGAAAUCAAAGACAUCACCAAACUCCCGCCCAUACCCAAAAUAAGGCGGGAGCGAGAGCCCGACGAGGAACAACCUGUCGUCCCCAAAAAGAAAAAAGACGUUCGCGACGACAGAAAGAAAAAGAGAGAGAAAGACAGCGGCUCCGCCAACUCCUCCCCCGAAAAGAAGAACCGCUCUCAGAAAGACAGGGAGGUCAAAGAAAAAGAGAAAGAAGCUCCGAAAGAGAUAAAGGAGAAGGAGAAAGAGGCUCCCAAGGAGCAGAGGGACAAGCGUCGGCGUGAACGGCGGCUGGAACCGGAACCGGAGGCGCCGGCGCCGGAGCCCGAGGAGGUGCCUUUCAAGGAGCUCAAAAACUAUCGCAAGGAUCGCUACAUGCGCCGCAACCGGGAGAAGUCGGAUAGCCCCGAGCGGCCGGCGCCGAGCGACGACAAACCGGACGACAAACCGGCGGCCGACGCGCCAAAUGUGGGUGAUGUUGUGAUGGAGAAUAAGGAUGUUGACCUGAGGGUCUUGCAUCCGGUUGUAGCAGAGACGAAGGCGGCCCCAGUCGCGCAAAAGAGGUCUUCAACCGAAUUACUUGAAGGCAAACCUAAAAAGACUAAAAUAGAUAAGUUUGACGUAUUGUUUGGUAAUGAAGAUGUUGAUCUCCGCCAACUACCUCAAGUAGAAGAGCUAGCAGCGCCACCUCCGCCAUCAUUAUUGGAAUCUCCAAAAAGAGAUGCGGUGCCCAAAGAGGAAGAGUAUGAACCCUCACCGCGUAAAUCACCCAAGAAGGAUUGGAACGAUGUUAAGGAAAAGACUGAAGAUACCAAAAAGACCCCCUCUAAAUUAGAUUUGGUUAGAGCAAAAUUAGCUGAAGCAACUAAAGGAAAAGAUCGCCUCGGGCGACCACUAUUGUUUAGUAAAUCUCCAAGUAUUGAAAGAGAACGAAGACGUACGUUAAGUACUGAAGAUACAGAUUUAAGAGUAGAGAAUGGAGACGAGUUCGAUGCUGCAGAUCACAAAAAAUCCAUAUCAAUAAUUAUGAGUCAGGCUAAAGAGCAAUUUACGGAUGGCCAGCUAGACAAAAAUCAAUAUAACACGCUAAUGUACCAAGUGUUACAACUCAACGAGAAAUUAAAACUUAAAGAAGCAAAGCAGAGGGAAUCAUUGGAAGUGUCAAAACGGAAACUAAAAGCUCACACACAAGAAGAGAAUCACAAAGUGGCAAGUCCGAAGUCAUCUCCUAAUACAUUUGGUGAUAUUGAUGAAAGAAUUACACCGGCAGCUUUUCUGGACACCCCACCGGACAGUCAAAACUAUAUGGGGACAGAUUCUGAUAUGCGAAUAAAUUCAAUGCCUCCGUUAGAUGCGAUUGACGCUCCUAACCAUGGAAUCUUACCUAUGCCACCAGCUAUGCCGCCGAUGUUUGGCCCAUUCCCACCGGCUUGGCGAGGGCCACGACCAAGAACAGAGGAGUAUGUGCCUAGAAGGUUCCGAGCGCCAGUUCCUCCAUUUUUCAGAGGAAAGUUCGAUAAGCGAGUAGGCGUUUGGCCACCGUUUGAGCCCCGCCCAGCUUUACCUCCUCUGCCGACACCUAAAAUAGGAACGUGUCAAGGAAUAUGUCCUCUGCAACCUUACGAAAGAACUGCAUCUCCACCGCCACUCGGUUUAACCAGCGUAGUCAUACCGCCCACCGACUUCAAAGUCCUGGAAUACAUUGACCAAGAUCCUUUCAAAACCAUACAGAUCGAUGGCAUUCCCCGAGAUAUUAGGUAUUAUGGGGACACUGCGGUUAUCAUGAUGGAUUGGGAUGAUCCGCGUGAAAUUAAGUUUUUACCUGGAAGCAGAAGAGUAACAUUCGACAACAAGGACUCGAUAGUUUUAUCUUUCAAUGAAUGCUACAAAAAAGUGGAGAUUGACGACCAAGUGUUUGAUAUUAAAUUCGGUGCUCCCACAAGAGAGUUGUACAUAAACGGGAGAUGGUUCGAGUGUUUCUUUGGCGGCCAACCAUUAGGAGUUAUAAUUGAUGGGAAACCUAGACUGGUACAUUUAGAAGGGCCGUUGCCGCAAGUGGACAUUGGUAAAACGAAGCGGACGGAUCUGGUUGCUGGAAAAAUCAAUCUUAUAGUGAAUGCUGUUCAUAUAUGCCCUGUGUAUUUGGACGCCAAAGUGCAGAAAUUCCAAAUCGAAAACCAGUUCUUUACUAUUCGUUUUGUGGAUUCGUUCCGGACUGUAUUGAUUAACGAGCAGCCGUUUAAGGUGGAGUUUGGCGAUUUACCGCGACCCAUACAAGUAGGGGACAUGAAGUAUUUCAUUAGAUUCUCUGCUUUGCCAAGGCACGUAAAGCCUGGGUUGACAAAGGUUGUGAACAUGGAAGGUUCGAUGCUGAUGUUGCCGUUGGAGCCGAUUGUCAGUUUCGAGAACAUCCAUGACCAAAACUCUAUGGAGAUGGGUGUAGAAGUUCCUCCAAGACCACCGAAAACACCUAGCCCAGAAGCUACCCCAGAAAAAGGAUUAGAUAUGUUAGCAAGCUUAAUGCCCUCAAGUAUGGCGCCGGCUUCCGCAUCCGAGUACAGCUCUGCGGAACCCCUAUUUACCAAGCCAGACAAGAUUCCCGGUUUGGAGACCGCCGAAGAGAAACCUGCUAAUCCCGUCCUGCCAGUUCUUGGCAAUAUCAAUGUGACCGACUUGUUCGCUAAGCUGGUAGCGUCUGGUAUCGUCCAAGUGCCAAAAGAGCCCAAAACUGAAGAGAAACCAGAGCCAAAGACAGAGGAAGUUAAACCUAAGCCCAAAGAAGAUAAGACCGUUAUACAUAGUGUCGACCUUUUAAAACCGGAGACACUGAGGGUCAAACAGCCAGGGCUCGUCGCUAAACUGUACGGUGGGAUGCAGUGUUCCGGUUGUGGAACGCGAUUCCCCCCCGAACACACAGUGCGUUAUUCCCAACACUUGGAUUGGCAUUUCCGCCAAAACCGAAGGGACAGGGACUCCGCGAGAAGGGCACAUUCGAGGCAUUGGCAUUACGACUUGUCCGAUUGGCUGCAGUACGAAGAAGUCGAAGAUUUGGAGGAGAGAGAGAAAAGUUGGUUCGAAACGGGCGGGGCUGAAGAAGGGGGUGCGAUCGUAUCCGCCGUGCUCCCCGGGGAAGGGGAGGAGGCUCCAAGUGUCGCGGCGGGCGCUCCAGCGGCCCAUCAUUGCACCCUAUGCGGCGACGCCUUCCAACAGUUCUACAAUGAAGACAAGGAGGAAUGGCAUUUACGCAACUCUGUACGGCACGAAGACAAGAACUACCAUCCUUUGUGCUUCGACGACUAUAAGUUGUCGUUGACAAAGAACGAGACGCCACCGGAAGAGACGACCGAUGACGUGCUCUCUGUUGACAAGGUUGAAGAAGCCAUAGAGAUUAAGGAUGUGGACGACGAUACCAAUUCACAGUCGGACAACGAAUCCGUCGUGGAGGUUGUGGAACCCGUACCUGAAGAACUGGAGCCAGUGGAGAUCGACGAAGGUGACGAAGACGACGUAAUCUAUAAAGCGGAGCCCGUCGAAGAGGUGUUAGUUGAAGACGACGCGGACACAGACGACGAGACGGCAGCCACUAGGGCCGAACGAGACCGUCUCGCGCAGAUCGACUUCUCUAAAGUGAAGGUGAAGCAGGAACCCGUCGAUCCCGACGACGAGCCAGUGAUCACCGCUGAGGAAGCUUCUCCACCGCCUACUGUAGACACUACUGUUACCACAGUCCAAUCUUCCCUCGACGGGAAUACUCAACUGGAAGUGCCAACAGUUCGAGUCCAACCCACAGCGAUACGGAUCAAUAUCUCAAAAACUGUCCCUACUUUACCUGAACCCACCAUGGAAGAUGAAACUGACGAGCCACCACCCCCCGGUGAAGAACCGGAACUAGAGUAUACGCUCAAACCGUCCCUCGAAGGAAUACGUCUGAGUAGACAACCACCCAUACAGAAAGGCUCUGAGCUAUCUGGACUGUGCUCAAUCAUGUAAUAGUGAAAAUAGUGCUUGAAACAAAAAGGUCACGUUAAUAAAGUGUUCAAUACUACAACAACCAGUGUGAAAACAGUGUGAAAACCUUGUGAAAACUGUGUCAUUAUGUGGAAAAGGACAUAUGAAACAAAUGAUAUAGUGAAGUGUUAUCUGAAUCUUGCACAAGACAAAGUGUUAAUUUUAUGACGUUCCUUCCAUGUGCUGUUGCGUAACUGUAAAUAGUUAAUUUUUUCCUGGUAUUGCACAAUAUUGCAAUUUGACUGGGCAAUGUUUUCCUUACUGAGUAAAUAUGUAAAACAUUCUGAGUUUACAUACUCAUGUAUGGUCUUUCUUUUAUGCCUGUAGAAUAUUAAUUGAAUGAGUCUUAAACGAAGCAUAAAGAAAUUUAGUUACUUUAUUGUGUAUAUUUCAGUAAUUGUAGAUUUUGUUUGCAUUCUGCAUUGCAGGUAUAUAUGAUUAUAUUUUCUUCAUAUUAAGGUAUAUUCUUUAAAAAGAUGUUGCAAAAAUGAAUAUAAAAAUAUUUAUAAGGAAAUUUAAAAAAAAUGUAUCAGAAAUAAUUUAGUUUUGAACUACUUGCCAAGAAUUGGUUGCUGAUUACUGUUGGUCCUGUCUAUUAGGUCUAUUUAGGGUACUAUCUGAAAAUCUUGAUCAAUGAACAUGGUUCUAUGUAUACCUGAUUAUGAGGAUAGAGUAAAAUAAUACUACUUAUACAUAAUACACCUAAUAAAAUGUGAUACUAAGUUAAUGACGUAUUAUUACAUUGAAAUAAAGUUUUUAAAUUGGUUCAUUUAUUGUUUAUGAUUGAUCGGAGAGUUACUGUACAUAUUAUGACUUACAUUGUAAAUAUUAUAAUAAAGUAUUUCCAUUGCUUUUGUAUAAGGUACAAAUUAUAAUAAACAUGUGUUUUGAAAAUAAAUUUGCUUAUAGGGUUCACAGUUGAAUCUCAAUUGUUGCAGUAAGGUUUGUAUAGAUGGCUGACUUCUGUGCAUUGUUGUCUGCAAUGAUGCAUUCUAAAUAUCGUACUGGAACUGGAAGUUCCAUAACUCUAUGGUCAGAAAAGUUAUGCACACUUCUGUCUGCUGUCUAUUCAACUUAUUUAAAUCUAUCAAAAGAGUCUAGCAGUUAGCUUUUUUGAACUUUUGACAGAUUUUUAAUAUUUAAGCAAUUAUGUUCUUUUGUUAAUAAUAACUAAUAUCAUUUAUUAGUGACUGAAGUUGAAAAAAAAACUGAAUAAAAUAUACAUUUCAUAACAAUUAUGUAAAAUAUAAACUGGUAAAACUUGCAGAUUGUGAUUGCGAAUGAUGCAUUGCUUAGACUUUUUUGAUGUUGAACAUAAAAUGUGUUUAAUUAAAUUUUUGAUUGUAUAUUGUAUAUAAUCGCUUAGGAUAAUUUAUUUAAGUUGUAACCAAAUGUUGGUGGUGAUGUGAUUUGUUCUCAUUUAGUCAAUUUCUAUAAAUAUUGUUUUUUUCAAUCACAAGGAGCCAAUAAUUGGUAAUGUUGAAAUAAAUCACAAUAAAACUAAGACAAUGUUUUUUUUGCUUUAUGCUCAAUGUGAAACCCUUAUAAACCUAUUGAAGUAGAGAUAAUAAAUAGGUUUUAUUUCCAAAAUUAUGCUUUUCAUUUACUUUCCUUUAUAGAUUAGAGAUAAGUUAUAGAAAAAUAAAUGUAUACUUAAAAUUGCAACAAUUUUAUAUAGUUACAGUCAGAUGCUAAAAAC
Chilo suppressalis (striped riceborer) is the source of this 6942-nucleotide messenger RNA. Lineage: Eukaryota; Metazoa; Arthropoda; Insecta; Lepidoptera; Crambidae. The record is from the annotation of a GenBank genome assembly.